Molecule: messenger RNA, 2107 nt
Organism: Mercurialis annua (annual mercury)
Lineage: Eukaryota; Viridiplantae; Streptophyta; Magnoliopsida; Malpighiales; Euphorbiaceae
Product: protein NRT1/ PTR FAMILY 2.11-like
Exons: 5
Coding region: 45-1928 (627 amino acids)
Biological process (GO): transmembrane transport
Cellular component (GO): plasma membrane
Molecular function (GO): transmembrane transporter activity
Source: RefSeq, a predicted model, not a curated record
AAAUUGCAAGAUAACACUUAGUGUUGACUUUUGAGAGUAGAAAAAUGGAGGGAAUGGUUGAGAAAACUGCUAGCUUCAGAUUAUCAAUGGAGGGCAUUGAAGAAAGAAUUUCCAGCUUUAGAUCCUCUAAUAAAGAUUGCUUGGAGGACAAAACUUCUAGUUUCAGAUCAAACAAGGAAGGCUUGGAAGAUAAAAUUGUAGAAGAUGAUGUCCCCAACUAUAGGGGAGUUCAAGCUAUGCCAUAUAUUAUUGGGAAUGAAACAUUCGAAAAGCUUGGGACUAUGGGGACUGUAUCAAACCUAAUAGUGUAUUUGACAACUAUGUUCAACAUGAAGAGCAUAACGGCAACUAAUGUCAUCAAUAUCUUCACCGGAACAGUCAACGCUGUGCCGUUGAUCGGAGCUUUCAUCUCCGAUACCUAUUUGGGUCGCUAUACAACUCUGGCCAUUGCUUCUAUAUGUUCUUUUAUGGGAAUGAUAGUACUAACUCUCACUGCCGGAAUACCUUCACUGCACCCCCCAAAAUGUCCGGCGACCGAGGCUGACUCAUGUGUUACUGCCUCCGGAGGGCAGAUGGGUUUUCUAAUACUCGCUCUAGGAUUUCUAAUUCUCGGAGCCGGAGGUAUUCGACCUUGUAACCUCGCCUUCGGAGCAGAUCAGUUCAAUCCGAAUACGGAAUCGGGCAAACGGGGGAUCAAUAGUUUCUUCAAUUGGUACUAUUGCACAUACACAUUUGGCAUGAUGAUUUCCACAACUUUUAUAGUGUACGUGCAAUCAAAUGUUAGCUGGACGAUCGGGUUAGCCAUUCCGGCCGGUCUAAUGUUCAUGUCGUGUGCACUUUUCUUCUUGGGUACUAAAGUUUAUGUGAUAGUGAAACCUGAAGGGAGUGCUUUAGUUAGUGUGGUGCAAGUAGUAGUUGCUGCUCUGAGGAAGAUAAGGUUAAAGAAUCCUGAAAAUCCUGCAAUUUCUCUUUAUAGUUAUACGCCCAAAAAUUCCAUCAAUUCCAAGCUUCCAUAUACCAAUCAAUUCAGGUGGGUGGACAAGGCUGCAAUUAUAACUGAUGAAGAUGAAAUAAAUUCUGACGGUAGUCCAGUAAAUCCAUGGAAGCUUACCGGAAUUCAACAAGUGGAAGAAACAAAAUGCGUAAUGAGAGUAAUUCCAAUUUGGGCAUCAGGAAUUAUUUACUAUGUUCCGGUAGUUCAACAGAACACUUACGCUGUCUUACAAGCACUUCAAUCCGACAGAAAACUCGGCAGCAAUGGCUUCAAAAUUCCAGCAGCUUCCAUUAUAGUUUUUGCUAUGCUGACCCUGACGAUUUUCAUUCCAAUUUAUGAUCGGAUUAUCGUUCCGUUCCUUCGGAAGAUGACCGGAAAAGAAGGCGGAAUUACAAUUCUCCAGAGGAUGGGAAUCGGAAUCGUUUUCUCUAUCAUCACCAUGAUUGUUUCUGGUUUGGUUGAAGAAAAAAGAAGACAUUGGGCUCUUACAAGGCCAAGUGUAGGAAUUUCGGAUAAAGGAGGGGCAAUAUCGUCCAUGACUGCAUUAUGGCUAAUCCCUCAACUAGCGCUUGCAGGAUUGACAGAAGCUCUGAACUCGGUGGGUCAGACAGAGUUUUACUACAAGCAAUUUCCUGAAAAUAUGAGAAGUAUAGCCGGGUCAUUUUUCUAUCUUGGAUUGGCCGGUUCAUUUUAUUUAAGUAGUUUGCUUGUUACAAUAGUGCAUAGUGUUACAAAAGGAUCAAACGGUCAUGAUUGGUUGGACGAAGAUCUAAACAAAGGAAGAUUGGAUUUGUUUUACUACAUGAUUGCUGUUUUAGGGGUUUUAAAUUUUGGGUAUUUUCUAGUGUUUGCCAAAUGGUAUAGAUACAAAGGUAGAAAUACAAAUGUUAGUGAGGUUAUGGAUGGAUUUGAAGAUGAAGAAAACUUAAAAUAAGCUUUUGGUAUAGUAUUAUUGGUAUUGUUAAUGACCUCCAAAAUUACAAUAGUAAGGGAAAUGCAGAUGGAAAUACAAUACUCAUCUACUUAAAUUUUGUAUGUGGGGAUACCAAUAAUAAUAUGUAAGUUUCAUUGAUUGUAAUAUCAUAUGAUUAAUAUAAAAUAAAUAUUUUGUGA